Messenger RNA from Striga asiatica, 306 nucleotides. NCBI's taxonomy places the organism in Eukaryota, Viridiplantae, Streptophyta, Magnoliopsida, Lamiales, Orobanchaceae. The record is from the annotation of a GenBank genome assembly.
AUGCAACGUCGAAAUCGACGAAGAGGAUUGAGGUCGUCCCGAGGAUCAACUGAGCAGCCCGGAGAAGUAGCCGAGCUGCCCGAGCAGCAGCUUGCAGUUCCGAGGGUCAGCCGAGCAUUCCCGAGAAGUAGUCGAGCUGUCCAAACAGCAGUCCGAGGAUCAGCUGAGCAGCCCAGAGAAGUAGCCGAGCCACCCGAGCAGCAGCUUGCAGUCCCGAGGGUUAGUCGAGUAGCCCCGAGGAGUAGUCAAGCUGCCCAAACAGUAGCUUACAGCCCCGAGGAUCAACCGAGCAGCCCCGGGAAGUAG